Humulus lupulus (European hop) is the source of this 1524-nucleotide messenger RNA. RefSeq lists its product as uncharacterized. Bases 127 to 1524 code for a protein of 465 amino acids. The transcript has 6 exons. The record is from RefSeq and is a predicted model, not a curated record. NCBI's taxonomy places the organism in Eukaryota, Viridiplantae, Streptophyta, Magnoliopsida, Rosales, Cannabaceae.
GAUGAAGGUAAAAAAAAAUAUAUAAUUUUUUUUAUAUUAUACAUUUUAGUCUAUAAAAAUUUAAACUAACAAUUUUUUUUUUAGUAUUACUAUAAUAUCGAUGGGCAUCCAGAACCUGAAAGAGUUAUGGGAACUCUGUAUACGGAGAUGCGCAAAAGAUAUUCAGAGAGAAAGAAUAUUAGGCAUUCUCAUUUCCAAAAAUAUUAUUCUGGAAAUCCGAAUGAUUUGGAUAGUGCUCUCAAUGCUAUUCCUGACUUGUGCUCGAAGGAGAGUUGGAAAGAAAUCGUCGAUUUGUUUCUGAGCCCAAAGUUUAUAGUGCGAUCCUCGCAGAACAAGAAAAAUAGAAAGGAAAUGAAGUAUUUGUCGACGCAAGGCUCUAAAUCAAUGGCAGCGAUCCGUAACGAAUAUGAUGAACCUGAUGACCAUGCUAUUGAUGCUUGGAAAGAUACUCAUAUAAAAAAAUCUACGAAGACUUGGGUUAGCAAAACUUGCAAAGAACUACAUGAACAAAUGACCCAAGAGAUGGAGAGACAAAAUAUUCAAAGUAGUCGGUCAGGUUCUGAAUCUGCUUCUAGUGAAGGUUCUACUGCUAAAUCAAUACAGUAUAAGGUUAUGGAUAAAGUUCUUGGCUCGAGGUCUGAUUAUCAAAUAGGAGUGGGAUACAAGCCUAAAGGCAAAGGGAAGAAAUCAGCAUCUAGCUCCACAAGUCGAAGUUCAAGCCAAACUCAGUCACAAGUUCCUACUAAUGUGACUCCAGAGAUGAUGGGAGUUUUGGCUGAGAUGUGGGUUAAGAUGCGUGAUAAGGUCGAGUCAGGAAAUUUUCAGACUGAUUCUUCCCUCCAUGACCCACGCUAUGAAAGUUUAUUGCAGCAGUUCUUACCUUCUCAACAACAAGGUAGUACAUCUAAUCAAAGCCCGGGGACGUCGUCGAUGCCACAGCAACCACAACAAAAUUCUCCAAACAUAUCUGGUGCAUUUUUUGAUGUCAUGAUCCAAUUAGCAGUUCACUUACCUUCCGAGGCAAAGUUGGGCGAUCCUGUACAUACACGUUGGAUGUAUCCAGUUGAAAGGUUCUUAGGUUUUUUGAAAAAAUUAGCCAAGAAUAAAGCACGACUAGAAGGUUCAAUUGCUGAAGGAUAUGUUGCUAAUGAGGCUUUAACAUUUUGUUCAAUGUAUCUUCAUGGGAUUGAAACACGAUUUAAUCGUCCAGAACGUGCACAAGAAGAGAAUUCUAAUAGUUGUACUGAAGCUUACCAAGAAGAGAGAUCAAAUGAUAUUGAAAUAACAUAUGAUGAUACAAAUGUUGAAAUUCCUCUUCACCAUGAAAACACAGAGAUGAUCGAGAUUAACACAUCAAAUAUUAAUCUUGAAAUAAAUAAUAGUGAUCAAAUUUUGAAUGAAACUAAUGUAAUGGAAAGUGGUGAUGAUGAUGUAGGGGAUUAUGAGACUGAUGUAGAGGAUAUUGAUGAGGAAUUACAACAUGGCGAAUGUUCAAAUACAGAUGAAACUGAUGAAAGCUCAUAA